GGAGCCCUAGACCCGCCGCUAAAUCAAAAUCGCAGAGGAGAAGAAGACUUCGACAAAAAUAAACCUUUCGAUUGCAAAAUCUGUUACUAGACGAGUUUUGGUCGUUGCCUGCUUCGUGAAUAACGGUUUUAUACUUUGACCGUUAAGUAUCUUCCGUUACGCAUCUUCCCUCUGGUGAAUAAAGAUGGCGACUUCGUCACCGUCUCUGAGUAACAAUGGUUUCUCCGCCGCCGUCACGCCUCCCAAAACUCUCCGUGGUCUCAACAAACCCAAGUGUAUCCAAUGCGGCAACGUCGCUCGCUCCAGAUGCCCGUUUCAAUCUUGUAAGGGCUGCUGUUCAAGAGCAGAAAACCCCUGCCCGAUUCACGUUCUCAAAGGAGUUGUUACCUCUGCUGAGAAGACGGCACCAAGUACUCCAUCAUCAGAGCAGAAAGCAUCCGAGGGCACUCCCGGGAGAGUUUCAUCAAUCCGCCAACUUUCCAGCAACUUUGCUCAGUUUAAUAACCUGAAUGCUGUUUCACGCCAGAGAAAGCCUUUGACCAUAAAGGAUGCUCAAGCGUUAAACGAGUGGCGGUUUACAAAGCUAAAAGAGUACAGAAACAGAAACAUUGAGGUGGAGAAUGAUGCUUUUGAUCGGUACAUGAUUAAUGUGAACUUACUCGAAGAAGCCUUUUCAUUGGCAUCUGUUCCUGAAGAAGAGGAAACAGCCGCUUCUGAGCGUAACAAUGAGGAAAGAACUGUUUCGGAGCUUAAACUGAGGCUGAGAUCAAACUCCGCAACAGCAGAGGGCUUCAAGAUGCGGAUCACAGAGACUGUCAAAGCCGGUUUGGUGAAGGUUCAGAAACCGGGUGGUAAAUCAGAUGACCAAGAUUACAUCAAAAGAAGGAUCAAAAGUCGUAGGUUAGAAGAGAAAACCUCAGCUUUGAAUGAAAUAAUCGACAAACUGAACAAAGCAAGAACCGAAGAGGAUCUCAAAUCUUGCGUAGAGAUGCGAUCAAAGCUAUGUGGUAACGUUUCUUCCAGCUCAGCAUCAGACAAGAACAGGAUUUUCCCGCCUUCUGUCCAUAAAGUUGAGAUCAGCGAAGAAGCACUUCAGAAAAUGGGCGAGCAGCUUCAAUCUUUUGACCAAGUUGAAACUUUAUGAAGUCAAGAGUAUACAAUAAGAACGUCCUGUCGAUGAUUCGAUGUCUGAGUGGUUAGAGCCUUCGUUGCCAUACGUAUUAGAGCCUUUAAUUGUAUGUUGCUUCAGAUUUUAAAUUGCUCAUUCGAUUACUAAUAUGUUCCAAAAUCA
Molecule: messenger RNA, 1291 nt
Organism: Brassica oleracea var. oleracea
Lineage: Eukaryota; Viridiplantae; Streptophyta; Magnoliopsida; Brassicales; Brassicaceae
Exons: 5
Coding region: 185-1144 (319 amino acids)
Source: RefSeq, a predicted model, not a curated record